UCCGUACGGUCUGGUUUAGUUUGUCACCGAAACUGAUCCUUCACACAUCGCUCGGGCCACGAUCGUGCGCAAACGUGUGGUGCGGUGUACAGACGGCACGUGUCCUUUACUUCGAGUCGGGUGUUCGGCUGCUGUGUCCUGGAGACGUUUCGGUACUGGCAAGUGUUGGCAGGUUGUGGUGAAGAAGUGUGCGAACGAUUGAACAUAUUAAGUUGAAAGAUAUUUCAGUGAUUUUUUUUUUUGCGGAAAAAGUGUUGCACGGUUGUGGUGUGUAAAGGAAUAGCAGUUGAAACAGGCAACAAUGAAGCAUCUACUGGCAGGACUCGCCGUACUGUGCAUAUCGCUGGCAACGGUCCAGGCAGCACGCAUCAAGAUCCCGGCCAAAAGCCGCAACGAUGAUCUGUUCUCCGAGGACGAGUUUACGUUCCCGGCCGAGGAUAACAAGGAUCCGACCAACUUCACCGGCAACGUGAUGAAGGCAUCGAUCGUGAUGGCGGAGGUGCGCAACCAAGGCAAGGGCAAGUUCAAGUACGCGGUAGAGACGGAGAACGGUAUCGAGAUCGAGCAGAUUGGAAAGCUGAAAAAUGAUUCCAAAACGUUCGUCGUGAUGGGCUCGUACACGUACACCGGUGCGAACGGUAAACGGUACCGGGUGCGCUACACUGCCGACGAGUUUGGCUACCAUCCGAUCACCGAGCUUGAUCUGGACAUUCCCGAGCUAAACCAAGUGCAACCUACUCAGCGAACGAUCAGUCCGCUCAAGUUUACCACCCGACCGACUACGGCUCGGACAACCACCACGACGACUACCACCACGACCACUACCACCGAAAAGCCGGUCCUGCAGGAAGAUGGCUACCAUUACGAUCGCCCGGACAACGCGUACCUGCCGCCGAACAACGAGUAUCUGCCACCGCCCCAGCCCGACAUCGACUAUCUGCCGCCGAAGGAGGACGGGCCGCGACAGUACGACGAGCCGGCCGACCAGUUCCUGCCACCGAAGUAUGACCUGCGCGUCGGCGGGUUGGAGUGAGCGUUCCCAUCGUGCGCUGCCGGGCCAGGCGCCUGGGCAGCAGGGACAGCUGCGGACAGUACAACACGUGAGAUUAGCAAGGUGUACCGUAGGGUGUAGGAGUUAGCUGGAUGUAAGAGUUUAAGAGUCGUUAGACCUCAGUCAGGGAGAUACCGCCAGACACAGCAGGAUUAUAGGGGCACCGGCACAGCUGUGCUGAAAGUCGCUGUAGUGUUAUUACGAUAGGCGUAGCACAGGUAGAGCACACGUGGCCAAUAAAUUCUACAGUACAAAUUCA
Messenger RNA from Anopheles gambiae (African malaria mosquito), 1310 nucleotides. It is a transcript of the gene Cpr11A, whose product is annotated as cuticle protein 3. NCBI's taxonomy places the organism in Eukaryota, Metazoa, Arthropoda, Insecta, Diptera, Culicidae. Gene Ontology annotation, molecular function: structural constituent of chitin-based larval cuticle. The record is from RefSeq and is a predicted model, not a curated record. The coding region runs from base 302 to 1033 and encodes 243 amino acids. Gene Ontology annotation, cellular component: chitin-based extracellular matrix. The transcript is spliced from 4 exons.